AUGUCGGACCCGAAGAUCCAAGAACUUCUCACCAAGCCCCGCAACGAACUGACGGAAUACGAGAUUGCCCAGCUCGAGGAACAUGAGUUCAGCGCCGGACCCCUCUCCAUCCUCCAGACCGCCGUCCGCUCCCACACCCAAGUCCUGAUCUCGAUCCGGAACAACCGCAAGCUUCUGGCGCGUGUGAAGGCUUUUGACCGUCACUGCAACAUGGUCCUAGAGAACGUUAAAGAAAUGUGGACAGAAACCCCCCGGUCAGCAGACGGCAAGAAGGGAAGGCCCGUGAACAAGGACAGAUUUAUCAGCAAGCUUUUCCUACGAGGUGACAGCGUAAUCUUGGUACUCCUCAGCUGA
Molecule: messenger RNA, 354 nt
Organism: Sodiomyces alkalinus F11
Lineage: Eukaryota; Fungi; Ascomycota; Sordariomycetes; Glomerellales; Plectosphaerellaceae
Product: small nuclear ribonucleo protein Sm D2
Exons: 4
Coding region: 1-354 (117 amino acids)
Biological process (GO): spliceosomal snRNP assembly; RNA splicing
Cellular component (GO): U4/U6 x U5 tri-snRNP complex; U2 snRNP; U1 snRNP
Molecular function (GO): RNA binding
Source: RefSeq, a predicted model, not a curated record